UGAUAAUAAAUAUUUGAUGAUAGACGCUAAGAUACACUGGAUCUUCAAUAGGGCGUUGUAUUAGAUGCUUAGUUACAUGUUUUUCGUACAAACAUGUUGCAGGGAUAAUUCAUUUUCUUGCUAAGUUGCGCCUUAACUUGACACGGCAUGGCGAAGAAAGGAAAAGGCGAUAAGAAAAAGAAGAAAGGGGGUGGUAAAGUGGCCAAAAAACAGUCCAAUCAGUCAACACAGCAAGCAGAUGGAAACAAUGGUAUGUCGGACGAAGAACUAGCUAAACUUUUGGAAUUAAAGAAAUUAUACUGGCAGGAAAUGCAUCGACAAGCAGUAUUUUUGGAUAUGUCACACAACAUGUCGAGACCGUGGAUUGAAUCUUACUUUCAAGUUAUUCCUCGACUUGUUUAUGGAAUUCCAAUCGGUCCCAAAGAAGAAGGCGGUGGAGGUAAAGGAAAAAAGGGGAAGAAAGGGAAAAAGAAAUAGAAUUUUUAUUUGCUAUAUCUACCGCAUAUGAUUAUUACUGUAUUACAUAUCUUAUUACCUCAGA
Molecule: messenger RNA, 541 nt
Organism: Styela clava
Lineage: Eukaryota; Metazoa; Chordata; Ascidiacea; Stolidobranchia; Styelidae
Source: RefSeq, a predicted model, not a curated record